AUGUUAAAGGCUAGACAAGAGGAUGACAUUCGAAGGCGUCAAAAGUUAAAACGAAAGUGGCAAGGUCCAGACGAAAGCCCCUUCUUAACGCUAAAGAGAGUCAAACCCGUUACGAAAAAACAAUCCGCAAGAGCAAGCAAAGAAUGGAUGCAGAGGCUUAUAAAAGCCAAGCGCAAAGCAAGUAACAAAUCAUUUAAACCUUCAUUGUGGUAAAAAUGGGUGAUUAUACUAAACUUUUGCAAGAUUUGUACAAUAAUCCAGAGUCUCCAGCUGC
This is a messenger RNA of Meloidogyne enterolobii, 274 nucleotides long. NCBI's taxonomy places the organism in Eukaryota, Metazoa, Nematoda, Chromadorea, Rhabditida, Meloidogynidae. The record is from the annotation of a GenBank genome assembly.